This is a messenger RNA of Clarias gariepinus (North African catfish), 1825 nucleotides long. RefSeq names its product GTP cyclohydrolase 1 (gene gch1). The record is from RefSeq and is a predicted model, not a curated record. Gene Ontology annotation, molecular function: GTP binding; zinc ion binding; GTP cyclohydrolase I activity. Gene Ontology annotation, biological process: tetrahydrofolate biosynthetic process; tetrahydrobiopterin biosynthetic process. The coding region runs from base 90 to 878 and encodes 262 amino acids. Gene Ontology annotation, cellular component: cytoplasm. NCBI's taxonomy places the organism in Eukaryota, Metazoa, Chordata, Actinopteri, Siluriformes, Clariidae. The transcript has 7 exons.
UGGGAGAGAGCAGAGGAGUGAGGAGCAGAAACUUCACACCAGUGAGAGCUUUGGAUAGGGAGACGGCUUAGAGAUCCGCACUUUCUACAAUGGAGCGCUCCAAACCGAGUCAAAUAGAAAGUGAAGCCUCGUCCAGCAACGACACGGCCCUCAACGGGAUUUUGGACGGCAUGGAGAAGAUGCCCAUGUGGAACGGUGCAUCUAAAGAGACACCCAAAGGUGAGAAACCAACGGGUAAGAGCAGCAACUCCCGUGCUUCGUGUUCGUCCGUGAUGGAGAGCUGGAAGGAAGAGCGCACCAGGAGUCUGGAAGAUAACGAGAUGAGUCUGCCGAGCAUCGUCGCCGCAUACACCACCAUCCUCAGGGGUCUGGGAGAAGAUCCGCAGAGACAAGGCCUGCUGAAGACGCCUUACCGGGCGGCCACGGCCAUGCAGUUCUUCACCAAGGGAUAUCAGGAGAAAAUCAUAGAUGUCCUGAAUGAUGCCAUUUUUGACGAAGACCACGAUGAGAUGGUGAUCGUGAAGGACAUCGACAUGUUCUCCAUGUGCGAGCACCACCUCGUCCCCAUCUUCGGCAAAGUCCACAUCGGCUACCUGCCUAACAAGAGGGUGCUCGGCCUCAGCAAACUGGCCAGGAUUGUUGAGAUCUACAGCAGGAGGUUGCAAGUUCAGGAACGUCUCACCAAACAGAUCGCCGUCGCCAUCACCGAGGCUCUGCAGCCCUCCGGAGUCGGAGUGGUCGUCGAGGCAACUCACAUGUGCAUGGUGAUGCGAGGUGUACAGAAGAUGAACAGUAAAACAGUGACUAGCACCAUGCUUGGCGUUUUUCGCGAGGACCCCAAAACCAGAGACGAGUUCCUCACGCUGAUCCGGAGCUGAGACGAGCCACACGUGUAGAUCAGACGCCCUUCUCAGACACGUCCAUCAGUCAUCAUCAUCUUGUUGCGAUAUCGGCCUUUUGAUGUGUGUAUGUGUGUGUGUGUGUGUUCACUCGAACCGAGACUUUGAGAGUUUUUAUUACCAUUUCUAAAUGAUAAAAUCAGCUGUAGGUCCAUGGAUUUUAAUUCUAGUAUAGCCAAUUGUUUUAUUGUUGAAACAAGAUCGUGUUUUAUUAUUAUUAUGAUAAUAAUAAUGCAUUUUGAAUCAGUUACAUAUAUUGAAUCAUUUGGCAAAUGCAUUUAUCCAAAGCCACUUAGGAAUAAUCCAGUCCAAGCACAGAAAUGAGAUGAUGAGGGUUUAACCAUCAGUCAGUAACACAACACUGACCUGCUGGCAGUCCUGGGAUUAUUUUAAACAUAACCACGACUGUACAUUAUUUAUAUUCGCACAUGCACGAUCUGAUCUGUUCUGCAUUAAAGCUGCAGUGUGCAACAUUUCCCCAUGGAAAUAGUGACAUGAGUAAAAAAAUUUCAUUGAGUACAGAAAACUAAUGUACUUACUGUAUGUUGGUUUAAGUCACCCAGGAGACCCUAAAAUAGUACGUUCUGUUGGGUUGGAUUUCAUGAUUCUGGUCUUUGCUUCCCCCAUAACGAGGUGGUUAAGCUUGUCAUCAUGAAACGAAUUCAUACAACAUGGAAGCACAAUGCAUUUUACUAAAAAAACAAAAACAAAAAAAGAACAUUUCUGUGCCAUUUGCUUGCAGUAACGUUAUAAAACCAGAGAGGUCUCCAGAUCCCUAAAGAUUACCUACUGCAGUUUUACCCGACAGCAUCGUGCACAUGCAGACGAGCUGAAAGAGAAAUCAAACCACAAACCAUUUCACUUACUGACCAGGAGUUAGGUUUUCUCCUCCUCUUAUCUACUGUAUGUUUGAUGUAAAAAAAAAC